Messenger RNA from Venustampulla echinocandica, 2274 nucleotides. RefSeq lists its product as uncharacterized. The transcript is spliced from 8 exons. The coding region runs from base 1 to 2274 and encodes 757 amino acids. The record is from RefSeq and is a predicted model, not a curated record. NCBI's taxonomy places the organism in Eukaryota, Fungi, Ascomycota, Leotiomycetes, Helotiales, Pleuroascaceae. Gene Ontology annotation, molecular function: protein binding. Gene Ontology annotation, cellular component: cytoplasm. Gene Ontology annotation, biological process: cytoskeleton organization; cell surface receptor signaling pathway.
AUGGCCAACUCAUACCCUUCGGGCUCGCCGGGGGUUCCAGAUUCGAGCAUGCCGACUGGGGCUCCCGGAUUCAUGCCACGAAGGUCCUCGUAUGCCUCAGUCGUUUCCGGAACUGCUCCACCAAUGUCACAAUCAUUCCAGCAGCCACUAAGAUCGGGUGCCUUCUCACACCUACUCAACCAAAAUGCCGACUUCAACUACGAUCCAAACUAUCAAUAUCUGAGCGGGCAUAUGCGAUACGAUUCUAGAGCGUACGAUAUGGACUUCGGCGCAAAUGGGGCUUACCAUGGACGGUCUGGAUCCUUGGGGCGGAAUGGAUAUCUACCUAGCUUUUCGAGUGCAUAUGGGUCGGUCAUGAAUGGGACUGGAUAUAGCGUCUUUGGGAUUGGGCAUAACGACUAUUUCUUCGUGCCCUCGUAUCUGCGUGGCUCGAAAUACGUCCAGAAGCUAGAAGAAGCACACAAGGCGAAAAUCCAGGCUCAUAAAGAUAAUGCCUCUGCUCAGUCCUCCCAAGCGGGGUCGCUGUCCACGAGCGCGAGCAGCGUAAAUCUGCAUGCGAAGAUGCCUGCCUCCCACCGGGGCAUAGCUUACGAGGUUAUUGAGAAAUCUCCGCCUGAAGACGGCACCUUAGCACCCUUACCCUCGAGAUGGAAUAGCCAGGACAAGUAUGGGGGGCUGGAGGUCUUAUCAGAUGGGCAGGAGGUUAAAUUUACGGCGCAAAAGACUGAUCGGGAUCGGGAUCACGAAGCAUGUGCCAUCAGGGCGGAUCACCCCAUGCCCCCGCAAUGCGGAAUUUAUUAUUUCGAAGUAACCAUCAUGUCACGCAAGCGGGAAGAAAGCUCUAUUGGCAUCGGAUUCUCGAGUAAGGAUGUACCGUUAUCGAGACUACCUGGAUGGGAACCGGAAUCAUGGGCGUAUCACGGCGACGAUGGACACUCAUUCGGUUGCCAGAGCACCGGCAAGCAUUACGGACCACCAUUUGCAGCUGGUGAUAUUAUUGGUUGUGGUGUAAAUUUUAGAACUGGAUCUGCUUUCUUCACCAAAAAUGGAGAUCAUUUAGGUACUGCCUUCCGCGAGAUAAAGGGGAAGCUCUUUCCCUCGGUAGGAAUGAAGAAGUCAGGCGAGCAUAUUAGAGUGAAUUUCGGGCAAAGUCCAUUUGUCUUUGACAUUGAUGGCAUGAUGUCGGUCAGUCCUAUCUCCUCCACCGAACUCCGGCCAACUGGCCAGCCCACCUUUGGAGCAGGGACUCCUUCCAGCUCCUACCAUCGGAGACUCAGAGAAUUCCUCGCAUCAGCGACGACCUUUGUCCCUGCUGGUGUGGGCGAAGGUCUCCGGUCGUGGUUAAAGACUUCUAUGCUGGCCGAGAAAACCAAAAUUUAUCAAGAGAUCGGAGAGACAAGUACCGCGAAACUUGCUCCUCCUCUGAACGAGACCGAACUGAUACAAUCACUGGUCCUUCAAUUCUUGAGCCAUGAGGGUUACGUAGAAACCGCCAGGGGGUUUGCAGACGAAGUGCACUCAGAAAGAAAAGCCCUAACCCUGGAUCCCAACGUAGAGCUUGAGACCUUCGACAUUAAGGAAGAUGAGGAUGCUGGUCAUCGGCAGCGGAUCCGUGCUGCUAUCUUAGAGGGCGAUGUCGAAAGAGCUCUAAAGUACACUAACGCCUUCUACCCUCAAGUCCUUAAGGAGAAUGAGCACGUUUACUUCCGGUUAAGAUGUCGAAGAUUCAUCGAGAUGAUUCGGCAGGGCGCUGAAAUGCAGAACCCCACUGCUACGCCCGCCGCCAAGAAGAGUAAUGGCCAUAGCGGGGAUUGGUACGAUGAUAUUAUCAACCACGAGAUGGAACUAGACGACCAGCAACCACAAGGAAAUAACUGGGAUCGCAUGGAUACGGAAGAAUCAUCCGAGAACCAGAUGCAGUAUCAGCAACUAUUGCAAGAGACGCUCGCAUAUGGAAAGGAUCUCCAAGCCGAGUUCAAAGAUGAUCCACGAAGGGAGGUUAGCAAAGCUCUCGAGGAGGCUUUUGCCCUGAUAGCAUACACAGAUCCUCUCAACGCAAAGGAAGUUUCUCAUCUAUUAGACCCCAAGGGCCGAGUCGCUGUUGCGGAGGAGUUAAACUCCGCAAUCUUGUCAUCCCUCGGUAAAUCCUCGUCCGCCGCCCUGGAACAGCUCUACCAGCAAACCAGCGUUCUCCUCGAAGAGUUGCGGGAAGGCGGUGGCCACGGCGCUUUCGUAAAUAUUGACGACUUUGCACGACCCAAACCCGGCAUCUGA